Messenger RNA from Melanaphis sacchari, 546 nucleotides. RefSeq names its product dynein light chain roadblock-type 2-like. The record is from RefSeq and is a predicted model, not a curated record. The coding region runs from base 170 to 472 and encodes 100 amino acids. Gene Ontology annotation, molecular function: dynein intermediate chain binding. Lineage: Eukaryota; Metazoa; Arthropoda; Insecta; Hemiptera; Aphididae. Gene Ontology annotation, cellular component: cytoplasmic dynein complex; centrosome; cytoplasm. Gene Ontology annotation, biological process: microtubule-based movement. The transcript is spliced from 4 exons.
UAUUGACUGAUUAACAAUUCAACCAAUAUCCUAAAAACUCCUUUUAUAAAUGAAACUAUUAUCAUAAUAUUAUGCUAGCAUUAGUAGCAUUAUACAUUUAGAAAAUUGGCGUUACGAUAUUUUAUUAAUCUACUUAAAUACUCAUUGGAAUUAUCUAUUCUAAAUAAAAAUGGCCAGCGAAGUCGAAGAUACUUUAAAACGCAUUCAAUCUCACCGUGGUGUAAUCGGUACAAUUGUAGUAAAUAACGAAGGUAUUCCUAUUAAAUCGACUUUAGAUAAUUCAACUUCAGUUCAGUAUGCUGGAUUGAUACAGCAGUUGGCUGAUAAAGCUAGAAGUGUUGUUAGGGAUUUGGACCCGUCUAACGAUUUGAUGUUCUUAAGGAUGCGUACUAAAAAACACGAGAUAAUGGUGGCACCAGAUAAAGAUUUCAUAAUGAUUGUAAUUCAAAAUCCAACAGAAGCACAGUCUUAAGAGAACAAUUUUUUUACAAUAAAACAAAUCAUAAAUUGCACUUAAAUUUAAUUCUAAAUAACAUUCAAAAAUAU